This is a messenger RNA of Pseudomassariella vexata, 1182 nucleotides long. RefSeq lists its product as uncharacterized. Bases 1 to 1182 code for a protein of 393 amino acids. The transcript is spliced from 3 exons. NCBI's taxonomy places the organism in Eukaryota, Fungi, Ascomycota, Sordariomycetes, Amphisphaeriales, Pseudomassariaceae. The record is from RefSeq and is a predicted model, not a curated record.
AUGCAUUUGUCCCGGUCAGUGGCAUGCUUGGUUGCAGUGGGUUUGAUACAGGUUUUCUUUGGAAAGUCAAUCAGCACCGUACGUUGCUGGGUAUGCAAGCAAGUGUCAGAUGAUACGCCAGAACAAUACGGAGGAUUAGAUAACAUAUGCAGGCCUGCACGCCUGCCAAAGCCUGAACAUGGUAUGACAGAUUUUGGCCAAAGUGGUGUCCCGCAAGCACGAUCAACCUUGCAACAACAGCAACGAUUCAUUACCAUCGGGAAACCAGAGUAUUCAGGAACGAGCGAAUGCGUCAUUGGCGGUUCAAUAAAGUUCCAGUUUGCGAGAACCCUAUACUACAAGACGCCCGUAUACACCCCUGUCGUGGCUCUCACGAUCAAUCCACAAGCAGUCCACAACACUCUCAUCUCUCAGAUGGCACCGACUCCUCAAAAACAUCGCCGCUCCCUUAAUCCCUCUCGUGAGCAAUCACUCGAACCAUCCAAGCAUGACAUCGUAGCUUGGGUCGACGGCCUCAAUCCCGGCACCCUACGCAUUCUUCUGAAAGCGGCAAGUGAGCGGGACGCGCUGGUAGCCGAGAGUGUGCGCGAGACAGUGGAAUUCCCAGACGCGCUUGACCGUCUCGUCUCAUUGAAUUUCGACCACCACGCUACCAGGAUCAGGAAAGAGUUGAAAGCGGAUUUUCCCAGCUUUAAUGAGGAACUCUUGGCGGCAUCAGAUUUGGGAAGGUCCAUUGAGGAGUCACUCGAGAUUAUUCUGGGCCAGGUGCGGAUUGCAAGUACUUACGAGACGAAGUUCAGCGCUGCGAAUAGCAUAUUCGUGAUUGCGAGUGAUGUCUUUUGGUCAAAGGAGAAGAGUGCGGUUGCGUCUCGUGUGUGGGCAAAGUGUCAGUAUCGGCUGGGAGACGAUCUCAAGACAGUGUUAUUAUUGCUUCGAGGUGAUGAAAAGAAGAGUAUCGUGGAUUGCGACGGGGGACAGUGGUUUCAUGAUCUCACAUCACUUGUGACUUCGGCCAAGGAAAGUGUUGCGUUUGAGAAUCUCACGUCUGUUGUGAGGGAGCUAGGAUGGUUUGUAGAUAUCGAUGACAUCUUCACUACACCCAGGUAUGAAGACUCUGAGCAGUCAUUUAGUGAAGAUGGCGAUCAUUACAUGGAGGGAUUGCAGGAGAUCGAUGAAUAUUGA